AUGCAUGUAACGAUCACUCCACAAACUUAUAGGUUUCUGAUUACCAUUCCUUUAGCUGACGACACCUUAUUGAUCUUGCUAACAUCCCAAUCAAGCCUGUAUAGCUCACGACCAACACCUCAAUGGCUUAUAGAGCUCUUCCAAACUGCUCCGCCCCCUUCUGCCCUGGAUCAUCAGCCAUACUCGGUGUUAGUAGUUUAUGAUUGCAAUGACCUUGGAAAUACAGGCUUGUUUGGUAAACUGAUUAAAGAGCUUACUGAAAUUGCGAACUUAAAAUACUUGGAGCUCAAAAGAAGGGUAGGGCCAUGUCGAAGAUCGUCAUCUGAAAGCCAUCAUAACAAUGGCAAUUGUUCAUAAGUUGGAUAAACGAGAGGAGCAAUUACACAAAUUUUGAGCUCAAUCAAGUUUCGUGUUUCUUUCCAACAAGCCUUUAGUUUGAUAGUAUUGUGUUUUGAGUAUUUGUACAACAUUUAGACUUAUUACAUGUUUUUUAAUAUGGUUGUGAUUUAAAUGUAUUGAGAAUAUUAUUUUUAGACAAG
This is a messenger RNA of Lactuca virosa, 539 nucleotides long. The record is from the annotation of a GenBank genome assembly. NCBI's taxonomy places the organism in Eukaryota, Viridiplantae, Streptophyta, Magnoliopsida, Asterales, Asteraceae.